Peronospora matthiolae is the source of this 504-nucleotide messenger RNA. Lineage: Eukaryota; Oomycota; Peronosporomycetes; Peronosporales; Peronosporaceae. The record is from the annotation of a GenBank genome assembly.
AUGCCCUUCACAUUGCAGUGGUUCCAAAUACGCUCCACCGAAAGCGUUGACCACCGCUUGAGUCCACCAAAGGAUGUGGUGGUGGCGGGAACACCUGAUAUGGCUCGAGGGUCGGAUCAGCUUGAUGUUCAAGAGCUGAACCGUGUAACGGAACAGUUGCAAGAUGACCUGGCUCACGAACGGACUCGGCGUUAUGAGCUUGAGGAUCUUGUAAGGGAUGAUUACAAUUCCCUAACGCACGAUCGUUCGGACGAUCGUGCCGCGUUUGCGCUCGCACUACUUGAGAACGAACAAUCGACUCAUUCUCUUCGUGACGAGCUGGCUGUAGCUCGUCGAGACAUCGCUCAACUGCGUGAGAAGGUCGCUUCGCUAUUCGACCAGACUGGCUCGUUGAAACGGGACCACUCGAAGGUGGUCUCGGCCCUCGACCGCAAGGGUGUUCUUCGCAUCUCGAAACGGUCUCGUACUGAUAGUACGGGCGGAGACGACCAACGUAAAACGUAG